Molecule: messenger RNA, 1128 nt
Organism: Porites evermanni
Lineage: Eukaryota; Metazoa; Cnidaria; Anthozoa; Scleractinia; Poritidae
Source: the annotation of a GenBank genome assembly
AUGAUCAACAGCACGAUGGAGACUUUCACUGAUUUCCGUCUGCAAGAAAGCCAAGGUUUCAUAGAGAUGUACAAGCUUCUACCUAUUGCCAUUGCAAUAAUUGUGUCAAACGGUCUGGUUUUUUACUUGUUCUACAAACGAAAAAGCCUUCGAAAUUCGUCUAAUUAUUUGCUACUCGGACUAGCGGUCUGCGACUUUUUGACAGGCGCAGUAAGCAUCCCGUACUUUAUCAUUUUCAACUUUAAUGUGGUACCCCCGACUUCCUUUCCGCAGUUUGCCUUUUGGAUGUUUGCCCUUCACACCUUUAUGGCAGUCUCAGGAGCCUAUCACAUUCUCGUCAUAACUUGGGAGAAGUACCUAGCUAUUCUUCAGCCACUGAGACAUCACAUAGUCACCAAAAAAGCAGUGUUCAAAGUAUUAGCGGGGAUUUGGUUCACAUCAGCUUUGAUUGCUGUACUUCCCCUCACUUGGUCGAAUUCACAAUCAAAUCUUGGUCUCAUCAUUUAUUCCUCGUUUUGCCUCGUUUUCGUGUUCUUGGUCCCGUAUGUAUUUAUGUUGUACGCGUUCACGGUGAUGUUCAAAGCGGUCAGCGGUAGAAAGAGGCCAUCACAACAUGGACACAAACAGCGACUACAAAAAAAGAACCGAACCGACCGAAAGUGCAUCCUGGUAUUUGCUUUGAUGGCGGCGAUAUAUUUAAGCUGUUGGCUUCCGUAUUUCACACUCAUGUUAUUUAUUAACAUCAAGUUAUAUUGCAGGUCGUAUGAUUCUAUCACUGACUCUGUCUUUCUCAAAACUCUCGAUGUGUUUUCGACAAUGAGGUUCAUCACUUCUGCAUCCAAUCCACUGCUUUAUACGUUUUUUAAACGUGACAUUUGGCGGGCUCUACGUGGUCUCUCUAAGAGAAGAAAGUCAAGUUUUGUGUUUGAACAAGCUUCGUCUCUAAGAUUCUCCUCUCUGCGAUUCUUUUUCCUGAAACGCAGAUCAACUUCCGUUGACAGCGCACACUCGGCAGAUGCAGGCACAAAUAUCAGUCAACUUUCCUUCACUGCAAGAAAUCGGUUUUUUGAAGUCGAAAACAAUGAACACACAAACGGCCAAUAUAUAGCUUAUAUAUCAUCUGUCUAA